AUGGCUAGAUCCUCAUUCGAGACUGAAGUCCGCUCUUGGGGCUUUAAAGAAGUAUUCACAUGGACAGACUCGCCCAACUACCACUAUCCACCACAUAAACACAACGCACUGACCACCCACCUGAUUGUGAGCGGACAACUCACAAUUCGCUACCCAGAAGAUCCCCAAGCACCGGAUAAGAAGGAGACCUUUGGCCCUGGGGGUAGAAUCGACGUGGGAAAAGGCGUGAUGCACGAAGUUUGGAUUGGAGACGAAGGUUGUACAUACGUCAUCGGCGAAUAA
Morchella importuna is the source of this 282-nucleotide messenger RNA. RefSeq lists its product as uncharacterized. The transcript has 2 exons. Bases 1 to 282 code for a protein of 93 amino acids. Lineage: Eukaryota; Fungi; Ascomycota; Pezizomycetes; Pezizales; Morchellaceae. The record is from RefSeq and is a predicted model, not a curated record.